GAAAAGAGAGUUCUUUUUCUUCUUCUUUAUUCCUUUUGUUAGAAUGGGGAGUAAAUGGAGGAAAGCAAAGUUGGCUCUUGGCUUGAACAUGUGUUUGUAUGUACCCCAUCAAAAGCUUGAAGAUUCAUCUCCAUCGCCAUCAACAUCAGCAUCCAUUAAGCAUCAUCCUGAUACUGCUAACGUUCCUUCAAGGUUUUCUUCAGAUGCAGUCCCUCUCUCUCCUGUUUCUCCUCCGGGCAACGAAAGCCGCCCCACAACUCCCACCCCUUCCUCUUCCGGUCUACGGGUCUCCAAAUCCGCCACUAAAUCUUCCAAUAGAACCUGUUCAAUAUGCCUGGCAUCAUUGAAACUGGGUCAAGGCCAUGCCAUUUUCACAGCAGAAUGCUCCCAUUCUUUCCACUUUCAAUGUAUAGCUUCUAAUGUAGAACAUGGAAAUCAGAUUUGUCCUGUUUGCAGAGCAAAAUGGAAGGAAAUCCCCUUCCAGGGCCCUGCUUCAAAUGUUCCCGAUGGAAGAUCUAGAAUCAAUCCAGCAGAUUGGCCCCGGGAUGAUACCUGGACUACUUCUGUACGACGCCUACCCUUCCCUCGGUUAGAUUCAACUAGGCACAGUUCUUCACUAUUUCAUGCCACUGAACCAGGAACCUUUGAUGAUGACGAAGCCCUCGAUCAGCAGCAAGAGAAUCUUGAACUGAGUGCCAUUGACAAGGAUGCUUCCAAGAAAAAUUCUUUUGGAGCAAUAGACGUUAAGACAUAUCCUGAAGUUUCAGCCGUUCCAAGAGCUAACGGUCAUAAUAAUUUUGCCAUAUUAAUCCAUCUCAAGGCUCCCUGUACAAGUUCUCGUGCGCCGGUUGACCUUGUCACUGUUCUUGAUGUUAGUGGCAGCAUGGCCGGUACCAAGAUUGCAUUGCUAAAACGAGCUAUGGGGUUUGUCAUACAGCAUCUUGGGCCCUCUGACCGGCUUUCCGUAAUUGCUUUCUCUUCGACAGCCCGUCGCCUCUUCCCUCUCCGCCGGAUGACUGAGACUGGACGGCAGGAAGCGUUGCAGGCUGUUAACUCCCUUAUUUCAAAUGGUGGGACAAAUAUUGCUGAAGGGCUUAGGAAAGGUGCAAAGUUGAUAGUAGAUCGGAAGUGGAAAAAUCCGGUUGGAAGCAUCAUACUGUUAUCAGAUGGGCAAGACACUUAUACUGUAACAAGUCCUAGCGGGGAACAUUCCCGAAUCGAUUAUAAAUCACUUCUUCCUCUCUCGAUUCAGCGCAAUGGUGGGACAGGUCUCCGUAUCCCUGUCCAUGCCUUUGGGUUUGGUGCAGAUCAUGAUGCUGCAUCAAUGCAUUCCAUUUCUGAGAUAUCUGGGGGUACAUUUUCUUUCAUAGAAGCUGAGGGUGUGAUCCAAGAUGCUUUUGCUCAAUGCAUUGGAGGGCUUUUAAGUGUGGUAGUGCAGGAGGCAUGUGUUAAACUUGAGUGUGCUCACCCAAAUGUACUAAUUAAUUCGAUAAAGGCUGGGAGUUACCAUACCAGCGUGAUAGCUGAUGCAAAAGCAGGUUCUAUUGAUGUAGGAGACUUGUAUGCCGAUGAAGAAAGAGAUUUUUUGGUGACAGUCAAUGUUCCAGUUGAUGAAUCCGGUGAUGAGAUGUCAUUGCUGAAGGUUAAAUGUAAUUACAGAGACCCCAUAUCAAAAGAAAUGAUGUCAUUGGAAGAUAACAAUGAAGUAAAGAUCCAGAGGGCAACAGUAGUAGGACAACCAAUAGUGUCAAUGGAGGUAGACAGGCAGCGAAACAGGUUCCGUGCCGCAGAGGCUAUGGCCCAGGCAAGAGUGGCUGCUGAACAUGGUGAUCUAACUGGUGCAGUCUCUCUGCUUGAGAUUUGUCGCAGGGUUUUAUCUGAAACCAUUUCUGCACGGACUGGUGACCGGUUAUGUGUUGUACUGUGUGCUGAGCUAAAGGAGAUGCAAGAAAGAAUGGCAAACCGUAAUGUGUACGAGUCUUCUGGAAGGGCUUACGUUUUGUCAAGUUUGAGCUCACAUUCCUGGCAGAGAGCAACGGCACGUGGCGAUUCCACCGAUAGUACAAGCCGUGUUCAAGCUUACCAGACCCCUACCAUGACAGACAUGGUGACUCGUUCUCAAACCAUGUUCUUUGGGAGCCCUCCGCAAUGAAAGUUCCGAAAAGCAGUCAUUCCCAGCACGUCCGUGGCCAAGGUAGUCAUUUGUUUGGGGAAAGCAAGGGGUAUAAACUGGGAUAAUAGGAACGAGGCUCGGUGUCUUUUUAAAUGGUGGGUAUAUUUUCUUGUUCUGAUAUGUGAAGUAAUAAAGAAAAUUAUGGACAGUUGAAAUGACUGGUUUGAGAUUGGGAGAUCAAUGGAGGGGCGAAAAACGAGAACCUGGGAGUUUAGUUGUUUACAUUGACAGCAUUGUACAUAGGGAGCAAUGGUAUCGUUUUUUUCCCCUGAAAACAAGGUAUAGCCAUGUAAUUGUGAGAUACUUGGGGUGAUUUCUUCACUUAAAUAUAUGGUACGGUAUAUCUGUUUU
Molecule: messenger RNA, 2524 nt
Organism: Hibiscus syriacus
Lineage: Eukaryota; Viridiplantae; Streptophyta; Magnoliopsida; Malvales; Malvaceae
Product: E3 ubiquitin-protein ligase WAV3-like
Exons: 2
Coding region: 44-2152 (702 amino acids)
Source: RefSeq, a predicted model, not a curated record